AUGACGAUGACCGCGGGCGAUAGAAAGGCGGUGCAGGCACAAGAGUCGCCAGGGACGCCCCCUCAGCCUCCAUACUCUCCCGUAACGCCAGUGACCUCUCAGUCCUCCGGAGCAAGCCCCGCCACCGAGUCCAUAGCGGCAUCUCCGCUACCACCAGCUGCAUACCCGACAGCUGAAUCUAUUCCAGCCGGAAUCGACCGUAGUAGGUCAAGCUUGCAUAAGAAUGGGAAUGCCGGCACCAGUUCGACUUCUCUGCCUCCGCAAUUCAUGAAGGAACCAUCGCCUGUGCCCAUCUCCGAAAGUGAGAACCCGGAUGCGAUCGCCCUCCGAUCAGCCAUAACCAUCCUUCAGAUACAGAAGCAGCAAGCCCUACGAGACAUUCGGGCGCUGGAUAAAAUGAAACAGGCAGUUUCUGAAGAUCCACAUACCUUUGCCGAUGAGUUAUUGAAUGGCUCUCUUCACUCAGAGCAAGGCGAUCUAUUCCACCCCCCCUCUCGGGAAGAGGGCGAGCAAGAAGAAAUUAGAAGAAGUGAUUCAGAGGCUAUGGAUGUUGACCAAGAGCAGCGGCCACAAUAUAAUGGUUCUGGCGCAAGUCAAGCAAAACGGCUUGGUACAAUACCCAAACCGCAGAACAUCGUGCGCAUGCCUGCUAUAAACUGGGCAAAAUAUCAUAUAGUAGGUGAACCGCUGGAUAAAAUGCACGAAGAGCAGAGGCUGAGACCCACGCCUGGUGAACCGCGCCACGAUGCGUCGCCAUCCAUAUCGACGUCAAGAAGUCUGGAACACCUACUCGCAGCUCCAUAUCGGCCAUUCGUGGACAAGAUUGAUCCUCGUAUCAAGGCUAGAAGUGGCAACAAAUGA
Molecule: messenger RNA, 861 nt
Organism: Arthroderma uncinatum
Lineage: Eukaryota; Fungi; Ascomycota; Eurotiomycetes; Onygenales; Arthrodermataceae
Exons: 1
Coding region: 1-861 (286 amino acids)
Source: RefSeq, a predicted model, not a curated record